AUGCAGGACCGACUCGUUAGCCUUUUGAUAUUUAGCAUUGUGCUGUCUGGGUUGAUUGAUAUUGGGUACAGUGAAAGAACAUUUGAUGUUCUUAAUUAUAGAGCUGUUGGGGAUGGAGAAGCUGACGAUUCUGAAGCUUUUGUAAAUGCAUGGAAAGCCUUAUGUGGAGCAGAUGAAGUUGGUGACGUACCUACACUAGUUAUACCUAAGGGAAAAACAUUCUUACUGCAGCCUAUCGAAUUUGAAGGCCCUUGCAGGCCUAAGAGGGUCCAUAUUCAGGUCCUGGGGAAUGUAGUGGCACCCAAAACGGUGGAUGCAUGGAAAGAGUGCCCAUCAUCAAAUACCUGGCUCCAAUUUACAAAUGUGGCAAAUCUCAUACUGGAUGGUUCAGGAACAAUCAAUGGCCAGGGUUCACCUUGGUGGCAGGCUCUACACUUUAACAGAUGUGACAAUCUUCGUUUAAGUGGACUUACUCAUGUCAAUAGCCCAAAAGCUCAUAUUGGUAUAAACCACUGCAUCAACGUCGAUGUCUCCCAUCUUACUAUAAUUGCACCUGCCGAAAGUCCGAAUACUGAUGGAAUUGAUAUCUCAAACUCUAUCAAUGUCAAUAUUCAUGACUCUUUUAUUGGAACUGGUGAUGACUGUAUCGCUAUCAAUUCUGGGUCUUCCAACAUCAACAUUACUAACAUUGCGUGUGGACCAGGCCAUGGAAUUAGUGUGGGAAGCUUAGGAAAAAAUGGAGCUCAUGAAACAGUAGAAAAUGUUUACGUGAGAGAUUGUAGUUUCAAUGGUACUCAAAAUGGAGCAAGAAUCAAAACAUGGCAGGGUGGAUCUGGCUAUGCUAAGAAUAUAGUUUUUGAGAAGAUCACACUUGUUGCAGCUGAAAACCCUAUCAUCAUUGACCAAUUUUAUUGUGAUGCUAAAGCUAAAGUAAGCUGCGAUAAUCAUCAGACGUCAGCUGUGACCGUGAGCGAGGUGAGAUACAUUGCUUUUGAAGGAACUUCUGGUAGCGAGGAGGCGAUCACAUUAAACUGCAACCAGAUUCAUGGCUGUCAAAACAUUGUUAUGGAAGAAAUUCAUAUCACCUCUGCUGUUCCUAGUAAGAAGAUUUAUGCAAGUUGCAGCCAUGCCAAAGGAACCUGCAAUGACAGUACUGUGCCCGUAUCUUGCCUCGACAAGUGAUCGCACUGUUCAUGGCUUCUACUUGAUCUAACUCUAUGUUGCAGUUCCUUAUGGCCUUGUAAGAGCCUUAUUAUAU
Malus domestica (apple) is the source of this 1258-nucleotide messenger RNA. RefSeq names its product probable polygalacturonase At3g15720. Gene Ontology annotation, molecular function: polygalacturonase activity. Gene Ontology annotation, biological process: carbohydrate metabolic process. Lineage: Eukaryota; Viridiplantae; Streptophyta; Magnoliopsida; Rosales; Rosaceae. The record is from RefSeq and is a predicted model, not a curated record.